Molecule: messenger RNA, 898 nt
Organism: Mangifera indica (mango)
Lineage: Eukaryota; Viridiplantae; Streptophyta; Magnoliopsida; Sapindales; Anacardiaceae
Product: LOB domain-containing protein 39-like
Exons: 2
Coding region: 133-780 (215 amino acids)
Biological process (GO): regulation of gene expression
Source: RefSeq, a predicted model, not a curated record
UUAAACUCUUACUUAGCACCUACUCUCUCUCAGUCCUCCCUGCUUUUCUUAGUUUUGGACUUGUAAAACUUACUUCAAGUGAAAGAAAUUUUGGUCUAUAAAUCGGACGGUAGUGAUUAAGGGUGAGAAAUCAUGAGCUGCAACGGGUGCAGAGUUCUGCGAAAGGGGUGCAGCGAGACAUGCAUAUUGAGAACAUGUUUGCAGUGGAUAGACUCCCCAGAAGCCCAAGGCAACGCCACCUUGUUCCUCGCUAAGUUUUUUGGCCGCAGCGAUUUAUUGUCCUUCAUCGCCGCCGUUCCUGAAACUCAAAGACCAGCUUUGUUUCAGUCUUUAUUGUUUGAAGCGUGUGGGAGAACAGUCAAUCCGGUGAACGGAGCUGUGGGUUUACUGUCAAGUGGUAACUGGCACUUGUGCCAGGCGGCGGUGGAGACCGUGCUGGCUGGAGGAACUCUGAGACCGAUAUCGGGACAUAAUGGAGUUUUGAGGCCAAACUGUGAUGAAUCUUCUGGAAGUUAUUAUACGGAUGCAUUCAUGGUGAAGAGCUUCCACGCCCAAUCAAGGCCGUUGAUUAUACAUGACGGAAAGGAUAAUAACCGGAUUCCAGACGUUGAUCUGUCUCAGACACCCAGGUUCGGUGGCAGCGGGGUGAAACGAGGCAGAGGAAAGGGUUGGCAGAGAGCACACACGAUGUCGUUUUACUCUGAAGAAUCUGUGAUGACGAGUCUCCAGAGUGAGGUAACAGGGAAACAAGAGAGGAAGCUUUUGAAUCUGUUUGUUUGAAUUAAUAAUAUAACUGAAAUAGAGUUUCUUAUGCUUAAGAAACGACGGCUUUUGUAGAAGUAUAAAGAGGAAAUUAAAUAAGAUAAUAAAUGGAUGCCCACGUAAUUUUGAUUGGCUA